Messenger RNA from Vespa velutina, 2315 nucleotides. RefSeq names its product alpha-tocopherol transfer protein-like. The coding region runs from base 1248 to 2087 and encodes 279 amino acids. The transcript has 6 exons. NCBI's taxonomy places the organism in Eukaryota, Metazoa, Arthropoda, Insecta, Hymenoptera, Vespidae. Gene Ontology annotation, cellular component: membrane. Gene Ontology annotation, molecular function: phosphatidylinositol bisphosphate binding. The record is from RefSeq and is a predicted model, not a curated record.
UGAUGAUGAUGAUGAUGAUGAUGAUAAUAAAAACAAUAGUAAUAAUAAUAAUAAUUAAAAUAUCUAGCUUGAAGAGGGAAAACUAAGAGAGAUUGUCGGAACGUGAUUUGAGACUAAAAGAUGGAGAGAACGAAUGAAAAAAAGAGAAGAAAAAGAAGAAGGUGGUGGGAGAUGGAUGGAUGGUUAGAUGAAUAGAUGGAUCGAGAGUGUACGAAGGAAUUGUGAAGGAAAAUUUAAUGAAAAAGAGAAUAAAAGUAAUAAGUAAAAUAGAAACGAAUGAAAGAACGAAAGUAAAAGAAAAAGAAUUACAAUCGAGAAAAAAAGAUUACAAUUGAGUUACGAUAACUCGACGAUAAUUAUAUAUGAUUCUAGUAACGAUAAUUAGAAUUGUAACGAUAGGAAAGAGAUUCAUGUGUGAUAGAUUAAAGAUCGGGGACACGAUAAAAGAUUGGUACGGCACUGCUUAUUGAUCUCACUACCAAAGAGAUACGUGUAGAGUGUACGCGUAAUGCAGGCGGUGCGCGCGAGGACGCGCCAGCUGAACGGCGGAGGUUGAACGUAGAGUGCGCGCGUUGUGUCCACGUUUUAAAAUCGUAAAACCGUCAUUGUCAUCGGUCAUCCACGAGAGUUAGGAUGGAUCGAAAAGAAAGGACGAAAAGAAAUGAACUAUCAGCCAAAACGAAAAUAUACGAGAAAGGGAUAAGGAGAAUGAUAGCGACAGUGGGGAUAGAUGGUGAUGGUGUCGGCGAAGCCAAGUGCCAACACUACGAUAUAGUAGAAGCAACCCUCCAUCGUUUCCUCCGCCGUUACCUCCGCCAAUUCCACCGCCAUACUGACUGAUUUACCCUCGGUCUCGGACACGUCUCGAGUUCGCCGCCGUCGUCGAGACUGUCGCGUCGCCACGCACAGUGGAGCAACGAAACGCCAGCGCUCGCUCGCUCGUUCGUUCGUUCGUUCGUUCGUUCGGUGCUGCUGAAAGACCCGAACAACCCCUGAGCGACGUUCGAUAAACGCGCGCGCUUUAUCAGAAAAUAUUCCUUAGCUCAUUUUUAAAGAGCUAUGAUUUAAACCCAUCAAUACGAGAAUCACCGGGACCAUAUUCCAAGGAAGAUAUAACAUCGAGCAAUCUUAUUUCUCACCCCCGGUUAAAUAUUUAUGGGGUUUCCAUCGAUGGUAAAGAAGAAAAUAGAUCAUUUGUUAUUUUGUCAGUGAUCAUUUGUUGUGCACUAUAACGAUUAUUGCAAAGAAUGAAACUCGGACAUACGAUCGAGGAUUCAAGAAAAAAGUAUCCCGAACUUACGGAAGAACUUUUGGAAAAGUUGAAAGAAUGGGUACAACAAUGCAAUCUUUCUGAUGUUCCACAAGAGCAAUUGGCAAUCUUUGCACAGAGUUGUUAUUUUCAAACGGAUGCUACAUUACGAUGCAUGGAGACUUAUUACAGAAUAAGAACAAACACUCCGGAAUUUUUUAGCAAUCGUGAUAUCAAAUUAGAUAACUUGCAAUGUUCCCUGAAAGUACUGGAAUUUGUAAUGCUACCUGUACCGGAUCCCAAUGGAUAUAAUAUAAUUUUUCAUCGACUGGCAGACACUAAAGCAAGUAAAUAUUUCUUGAAUGAUGCUAUAAAAUUAAUGAUGAUGACCGUGGAUGAGAAUCUUUACAACUAUGGCUGUUCACCCGGUUAUAUUUUUCUUUUCGACAUGGCCGGUGUUAAUAUAGCCCAUUUAACGAGAAUAUCCAUUGGCAGUAUUCGAAAAUUAUUUGAAUAUGUGCAAGAGGGAAUGCCAAUUAGAUUGAAGGCUAUUCACGUAAUAAAUGUCGUUGGUUUUAUGGAUAAAAUUCUUUCAAUCCUGAAGCCAUUUAUGAAUAGCGAAAUCCUUGAAAUGUUACAUUUACAUACCGGCGAGAUAUCGGAAAUUUACAAAUAUAUACCACCUAUGUGCCUUCCAAAAGAUUAUGGAGGUGAAUUGGACUGCAUCGAAGUACUUCAUGGGGAACAUUUACGUAAGCUGGAACAAUUGAGAGAUUAUUUCCAUGAGGAAGAGACUAUACGUCAGAACUAUAAUACCUCGAUGAAAAAAGAAAAAUAAACUAUGAUGUUAUAAUGGGUUUUUAAUAAAGACUAAAAAAAAAAAAAAAAAAAAAAAAAAAAAAAAAAAACAAAAAAAACAAAAAAAAAUAAAUAAAUAAAUAAAGGAAAAAAAAUGAGAAAAAGAAAGAAAAAAAAUUGUACCCAAGAAAUUUUUUAUCAUCGAAGACAAUUGUUAAUCAAAGACUGUAUUAAUAUAUAAAUAGGAUAAACGAUCUCAUAUUUUAAA